AUGCUCACAAUCUACGCCCUGGAGACUUCUGGAUGGCCCAUAAUUCAAUCUUUCCAGUUGCUGUUCGGCAGUGCCACGCUGAAGGUGGUUGUGCAGGACGAUCUCGGAAGUCCGGCCGUAGGGGUAGCCGUCCUAGCAAACACGACAACCUUCUUAGGGAUUGGAGAGACCGCGGUGACCGACCCCGACGGUACUGCCCUGUUCAAAAACGUUCCUAGCACGACAAUCAGCCUGAAGGCCGACGGCUCCGAAAACAAGGUCGCUGUCGGUAGCCUGGCUGGUGGACUGGUGGCAACGGUGAAUAUGAAGCUUCUUCCGCUGCAUCACCCUAUUGCCGGAGCAGGAGGGUUUGACGUCGAUAAUGGAACAUCAGGUUGGACGGGAGGCACCACGAAGACCAUCACGAAACGCGACGGUCGUCUCGUAAAGAGAGACACCGGGUUGGUUGUCAGCACAAACUUCUCCCCCGAUGUUCAGACAGCAUAUCAGUCUUUCGACCUCGCGGAGGGAGCGACGCUGGUGUACCUGAAGUACCAGUUUCAGACGGAGGAGGUGCCUGGCGGCUUCUUCGGCACCCAAUUCAACGACUACUUCAGCAUCGUGAUCCGCGCGGACGAUGAGUCUUCGACGACCGUCACCCACAGCAUGAACGAGCUAGGCCUCGGGGCUUUCGAUGCGGCAGGAUCGACCAAGGAGUUCACCACUCAGAUGGCCUUGGCGGAUGCCGCCCAGUACGUCGAGUUCAUGGUGGCCGUGUCGAACGUCGCCGACGAGCUGUACCAGUCUCAACUUGUGGUGCGGAAGGUGGGAGUAUGCGACAAGUGCGCUUCCUGCGACGACUGCCCAGACCUGGCAAAAUGCCAGGACGCCUGCAAGAAUCCGCCGGCCAACAGCUGCACCUUCUACCGGUCCUGUGCCGAGGAGACCUUGAAGUGCGGAAGCUCCGGAUACCCUAUCGCGUACGGCGAGCUUGCAUGCUACCGAUUCCAGAACAACAUCGACGAGUUCAGCACGGUCGGGAAGGCCUGGGUGACGAACACCGAGCAGUGUCUGCAGGAGGCACUCGUACCCUUCCUGAACUGCGACACGACUUGCGACGCGGUCAUGUUCGCUGGCUCCGACAGCCUGUACACGUGCUACGUGCAGAACGACAUCUGCUCGCUGGAGGGCAUGGACUACGUACGGAUCCUCAACGUCCUGGAGACGGAGGUGCAUCGAGGCGCACUCAGGGCCGCGAUCGGCUCCCAGGAAGGAUGCUCCAAGGCUAUCGUCAAGGCCAUCGACACCGACAUCCAGAAGAAAGUUGCCGACGGAGCGGCCGGCAGCGACGUGCUCCAGAACGCGGCGGAUGCCCACGCGCUCGCGCUCGCCAGGAAGUUCUACCUCAUGAUCAUCGAGGACCAGGAUCUGGACGUCGCCGCCGCCGUCAAGUACAUCAAGCAGAUACAGGACACCGCUGCGAUCUCCCCAUUUUCUGCCCGCGACCCAAACAUACUCACGACGGACUAUCUCCGACACAACAACUACAACGACUACCAGUGGACGCUGCUGGUCGGGGGCAUAUCGCCGCUGUGGAUCAUGUUCGCCGAGGCGGAAGGCGUGCAGAUGUACCACGGGUACACGGAUCCUGCGUCGCCGGCCAUCGUCAUGGACUUUGCCCACACCUUCGCGACGAUGGGGAGCGUUUACGUGAACGGAGAGAACAGCGCGGGAGACAUUACGGGGUGGCUCGGCGACCUCUUCACCUUCUACGGCGACUGGAAGCGGAGCGGAGUCGCGUCCGGCAAGGACUUCUGCGCGCAGAAUCUCGGGCAGCAGACGCAGAGCACCUUCCCCAUGGCCGACCUGCGUGGUGAUGCGGACGGGUACAACAUCGCGAUGGGGGUUAAGAACGGCGCCUAUCCCUCGAUAGCUGACGGCUUCGCGGCUGUGAUGCAGGGCGGGUACGCCAGCCGGUUCAAGGAUUUCUUCCAGGCCCGCUUCCAGGGCAGCGCCACCGUGGCAUCGUCGACCUGCAUGGACUACAUGACUGCGAAGGCGCUCGACCGUCCGCUGGUGUGGAAAGCGAGAAGGAGUCUGGCGGUGAAGUUCGGCGUGGUCCCCUUCCCGGAAGAUAUACCUCGAGCAGACCUCCAAGGAUUUUGCGAUGGCUUUGCAGACGCCCUGGCGAACUUUGCGGCUAAUGGUUAG
This is a messenger RNA of Alternaria atra, 2190 nucleotides long. RefSeq lists its product as uncharacterized. The transcript has a single exon. The record is from RefSeq and is a predicted model, not a curated record. The coding region runs from base 1 to 2190 and encodes 729 amino acids. Lineage: Eukaryota; Fungi; Ascomycota; Dothideomycetes; Pleosporales; Pleosporaceae.